This is a messenger RNA of Thunnus maccoyii (southern bluefin tuna), 1605 nucleotides long. Its product is annotated as basic helix-loop-helix transcription factor scleraxis. The record is from RefSeq and is a predicted model, not a curated record. Lineage: Eukaryota; Metazoa; Chordata; Actinopteri; Scombriformes; Scombridae. The coding region runs from base 206 to 856 and encodes 216 amino acids. Gene Ontology annotation, molecular function: RNA polymerase II transcription regulatory region sequence-specific DNA binding; DNA-binding transcription factor activity, RNA polymerase II-specific; protein dimerization activity. Gene Ontology annotation, biological process: regulation of transcription by RNA polymerase II; developmental process. The transcript has 2 exons.
AACAGGUGUCCCCUCCUCCCCUCCCUUUAGGCUCCACCUGUCUUCCCUUUUCCGCGGCGGGCUGGCGACCCAGAAAGCAGCCGUCAUUCAUUAGUAAUGGUAUGCCGAUCCGCCGGGGGGCCGGCCGGCGCAAACCCCCCUCCGUCACCAGAUCGGCGGCAGCUGCUCGGCCCCCCGGUGCUAUUUUCACCCUCAGGAUAAAGUGAUGUGCAACCUCCGCCCGCCCGCACGGCCCCAGCAGCUCCAGUCAGACCCGAACAGAGCCAGGAUGAAGUCCACAGGCAGCGCGCAGCCCGACGGCUUCACCUCCGACCUGGACGACCUGGACAGCGGCAGCGGCAGCGACAGCUCCGAUGGGAAGUCCACCGGCGGCUGCAGCCCGCGCAGAGAGCCGGGGGAGGAGGCAGCCGCCGGAGGUGGUUCCCGUGCCGGGGCGCCGAGACGGAGGAGAAGGCGGAGACGGAGCAGCGGCGGAGGUAGAGGAAGCGGUGGAGACGCUCAUUUGCCCGGCGUCAGCAAACAGCGGCAGGCGGCCAACGCGCGGGAGCGGGACAGGACGCACAGCGUGAACACCGCCUUCACGGCGCUCCGCACUCUCAUUCCCACCGAGCCCGCCGACAGGAAGCUCUCCAAGAUAGAGACGCUGCGUCUGGCCUCCAGCUACAUCUCCCACCUGGCCAACGUGCUGCUGCUGGGGGAGGACUGCCGGGACGGACAGCCAUGCGUCCGCUACCAGAGCAUCCUGCACGGCUCCGCUGCGCUCAGCGCGCCGUCCCUGCGGCCCAUCUGCACUUUCUGCCUCAGCAACCAGAGGAAGCUGCUCAGAGAUGGAGGGAAGCACUCAGCUGCUGUGUGAAGCCAAGACGAGGAGUCCACUUUUAUGUCGUUUACAUGUAGACACGUGGUGUAAAAAUCCCACUUUGUACAUAUAUAAAUAAAUGUAUUUAUUUUUGGAUUAGUUUUAGAAAAAAAACCAAAGAAAGAAUCAACACUGAAAAGCACUUUCUGUCCACGUUCGUGUGCUUCUGAACCUCUGUGUUUUGGUUGAGCUGUAACCUGAGCCGAUGUGUAAAGUUGCACCUGACGGGGGGCUAUUUUGGUCCCACAAAUAGUACAACUACCCCCCAACCCCCCACCCUAUGUCUGACUCCUAAAAAAAAAAGCCUGGUCACCUUCAGUCACAUGAAGCAAACUGAAGAGCAGCUACCGCAGCGGUUGCUGUCAGUUGAGUGGCGUUAACGCUGCCUUCAAGUGCUGUUGGAAAUAUCGCAAGCGCCAUUAACUGAUCAAUUAACACCGGUGGAGACACAUUUUCUCUCCGCCUGUUAAAACAUCACAUAACAUCUCAGGAAUCAGAAAUGUUCCAGUUGUGUUUACAGCUUUAUCGAGUUGAUCACAAGCAAAAUGUAGUUUGUAUUGAAGCCUGACUGAUACCAGUAUUUAUAUGAUGGUUUAAAUGAUCUGGCAACGAUAUCUUGGCAAACAUAUUAAUGAAGAUAUGUAGUGAGCAGGACAAUAGCGUCACUGCUACUUAUUUAGUGUUUAAAGGGGACGUAUCGAGCACAUUUCCAGGUGUAUAUUUAUUUAUAUUCUGGGGCUCUACUG